Psylliodes chrysocephalus is the source of this 2372-nucleotide messenger RNA. Lineage: Eukaryota; Metazoa; Arthropoda; Insecta; Coleoptera; Chrysomelidae. The record is from the annotation of a GenBank genome assembly.
CCGGUAACUAGGUAACCCACCUGAUUAAUCAAUCAAAAAUUUUAUUUGAAAUUAUUUUAGAAGAUAUUUGUUAUUCCUAAAUUAUGGUGAAAGCGAAAGAUUUUUUUUAGUUUCUUGUUUUAAUCUGCUAGGUAGCUCAUGGAAAUUCGAGAUUGAUAUUCGUACAAUUUUAAAUAAUAUUCCUAUAACUUUAAAUUAUGUAAGUUAUUUAAAACUGGUACUUAGUUUAUUUAUAUGUCGAUUUUUUACAAUUUAUCAAUGGGUAAGAGUAACAAAACUCGAUGGAAGGCCAUUAUACGUAUACACGGUUACUAUUGUUAGGUAACACACAUUACAAGUGACGUAAAAAUACUUCAACUAUCCACUAUGUCGACUAGCCGAUUAUUAUCUCCCCUACAUCUUUGCGGGAAGAGUGCGUCACUCCAUAGGCACAAGUCAGCUGUGUCGGUAAGCGUCAGGUCUCUUCUGUGCUCCGAAAAUCAAAAAUCGCAUCGCAUGAUGGCUUCUUAUCAACCCUCUUUGAGUAUAGAUAACAUAAAUCCAAAUGUUAAAGUUAUGGAAUAUGCUGUUAGAGGCCCUCUAGUUAUAAGAGCAGGAGAAAUCGAAAAGGAGCUAGAAAAGGGUGUGAAAAAACCAUUCAAAGAGGUGAUUAAAGCCAACAUUGGAGAUUGUCAUGCCAUGGGACAGCAGCCAAUCACUAUAAUUCGACAAGUAUUAGCAUUAGUGUCAUAUCCGAAACUUCUAGACGAUCCUCGCUUCCCUGAAGAUGCAAAAGAAAGGGCGAGAACACUUUUAAAGGGUUGCAGAGGAGGUUCUAUGGGUUCUUACACUGAUUCGCCUGGUAUUGAAGUUAUUAGAAGACACGUAGCUGAGUAUAUCGAAAGGAGGGACGGCAUUCCGGCUGAUUGGCAGAAUAUUGUUAUUGGUGGAGGUGCAAGUGAUGCAAUCAAAAAUGUCCUUAAAAUUCUCAUUUGUCCAAUCGACGGUAAGAAGCCUGGAGUAAUGAUUCCAAUUCCUCAGUACCCUCUCUAUUCUGCUACUUUAGCCGAAUUUAACAUGGCUCAAAUUGGUUACUAUUUAGAUGAAGCUAAUAAUUGGGGACUUAGUGUGGAUGAAUUACAAAGAUCUAUCACUGAAGCAAGGAAAACAUGUGCGGUCAGAGCCAUUGUAGUUAUAAAUCCAGGAAAUCCCACUGGUCAAGUACUUACCAAACAAAAUAUACAAGAAAUUGUUAAAUUCGCUCACAAAGAAAAGCUGUUCAUCUUAGCUGACGAAGUAUACCAACACAACAUCUAUGAUCCAAACUCCGAAUUUCACUCAUUCAAAAAGGUGAUGCACGAAAUGGGUGAACCCUACAGCCAAAUGGAACUAGCCAGUUUUAUGUCGGCUUCAAAAGGUUAUAUGGGCGAAUGCGGUCUUCGUGGCGGUUAUGCCGAAGUUCUUAACAUGCAUCCAGAUGUCAGAGCACAGUACCUUAAAGCCAUCACUGCCAUGUUGUGUUCCACAACUUUAGGUCAAGCUUGUUUGGACGUUAUUAUGAAUCCCCCACAAGAGGGAGAACCUAGCUACGAGUUGUAUUUAAAAGAAAAAACAUCAGUAUUGGAAUCACUUAAGGUAAGAGCAAAAAUGGUAGCCGAUACGUUCAAUUCCAUGGAAGGUUUUAGUUGUAAUACUGUACAAGGAGCCAUGUACGCUUUCCCUCAAUUUAAAUUACCCCCCAAGGCUAUUGAAGCAGCUAAAGCCAAAAAUCAAGCUCCCGAUGCGUUUUAUGCUUUCGAACUCUUGGAAUCAACCGGAAUCUGUGUGGUACCCGGAUCAGGAUUCGGACAAAGGCCUGGAACACACCAUUUCAGAACAACAAUUCUUCCUCAAACGGACAAACUAAAGGACAUGUUGGAUAAAUUUGCCGAAUUUCAUGCUCAAUUUUUGAAGAAAUAUAGUUAAACUGUAAUCAAAUUUGAGUAUGUUAAUAACUGUGAUCAAUAUAUUUUUGUCUUAUAGUGGCAUUUGGCAAAUGAUUUUAGACAUUGAGCCCAUUCGUUUUAGUACCAAAAUAGUUUCUUAAUAGCGAAAUGCAGUUAGGCCAUUCUUACGGCAAGUGGCAGUGACAUUUGACAAGCAAUGUAUGUUUGAUAAAUGACAAGUGCACCUUGCAGUGAUAAUAACCACUGUACGCUUGUCAAAUUUCUUAUUUUUAAAUUAUUUUAAUGUGUUCAAUCGUAAUGAGUUAUUUAAUCUAUUGAUUUUUAUCUUAAAUUUUAUUGUGUACUAUAAAUUAUUGUUUACAAUAUUCUUAAGAUAAGACAAUUUUUAAAGUAUUCAAUAUAAUAUAUAUGUAGAAAAUUUGUUCAUUGUUGAAUAUAUACAUAUGC